GCAGAGCAGGUGGAUCAUAUUUCGCUUCAGUGUUUUAGCUGCGGGCGGUGAACGGAAGCAACUUUAGCGGCUCUGUACUUUUUCGAACUGCGCGAACGGAGUCGACUGCAGUCUGGAGCCGUCGCUGAGAAAUCCCACAGCUGCAGGUCGGACGUGAAAGCAGCAGCGGUUUCAGAGAGGGGAGGCGGACAACACGAAGCUCGGCCAGAGAAGCACGAUGAUGGUGGAGCUUGUCGCGGGUCGGAAUGGAACUCUUGGCCCGUCUCCCGUGGCUCUUUUCUGAGUAAAAAGAGCUCUUUUCUGCGGAAAUACAGCUCGAACGUUGAUUUUAAAGACUGAGGGCGGCGAUGAGCGAAACGGUAAAGAGAAGACACGCGGAGGGUCGCCUGUCGAAUUUGAAGAGCAGAUGGAGUACCAUCCCAGUUCAAGAUGGGGGUGGACGACCAAAAGCACUCAAGAGGCUAAGUGCCAUGUGGUCUUCUUUCCGCAAGGGCAAAAGAGACAGACUGAAAGACCAAGAUCCUCCAGAACCCCUGGGCCUGAUAGGGGAAGACAAAGCAACUAGGCAACGCCGUUUUGUCAGUGGUCAGUACUUUUUUGAGUACCUGGUGGUGGUCAGCCUAAAGAAGAACAAGGAUGGCAAGAGCUACGAACCUCAGAUCACCUAUCAGUUCCCUAAGAGGGAUGGGAUGGCCAAAUUUCAAAAGGAAGAAGAGGAGCGCACAUUAAAAGCCAUCACACUCUUCUGCUUCCCAGAGGGUAUCACAUGGGCCCCUUUGACAGAAUAUCACAGUGAGACCUUUUCCUUUGUUUUAACGGAGAUUGACGGGAGCCGAAGAAAUGGAUACUGCAGGCGUCUACUGCCUGGUGGGAAGGGGGCUCGUCCGCCUGAGGCGUACUGUAUCAUCAGCAGUUUGGCUUGUUUUGGCCUGUUUUCCAAGAUAUUUGAUGAAGUUGAGAAGAGGCGGCAGAUUUCCAUGGCUAUGAUUUACCCAUUCAUGCAGAAAUUGCGGGAGGCUCCAUUCCCAGCUCCAGGAAACACUGUGGAGAUUAAAAGCUUCAUUCCUGAGUCGGGCACUGAGAUCAUCCGACUGACGCGACCUUUGGACUCCUGGCUGGAACAUGUCAACUUCGAAGUGCUGUUCAGCUGUCUCACAAAUGAGGAGGUGCUCCUGGUGUUUGCGGCUGCCGUCCUUGAGAGACGAAUCAUCUUCAUCGCUGAUGAGUUGGGCACUUUAUCGCAGGUCAUUCAUGCAGUCGCGGCGCUUCUUUAUCCUUUUACGUGGCAGCACACCUUUAUCUCCAUAGUUCCGGAGAUCCUAAUUGAUGUUGUGAUGGCACCCACCCCGUACUUGCUGGGAGUACAGAAACGCCUGCUUGACCUAGUUACCGACCAAAGCGAUCUGCUGAUAGUGGAUCUAUCGGAGAACAAAAAGGAAACCUUCAUUGUUUCUAUCGGUGACGAAGGCUCUAUUCUUCCCCCAAAACUGCAAAGCGAAAUCCGAGAGGCACUCAGCCAGAGGAAGAAAGGAUCAUCGACCGAAGAUCUGAACCGUUUGGUGUCAGAGGCCUUCCUACUGUUCUUUGUGAAAACCGUUGGUCAUUACACGUCUUAUGUGAAAGGCAGUCAGGCUGGAAAUCAGCGGACGUUUGAGAAAAGAACCUUCUACAAGGCCAUCGAGUCAAAAACAACUCGACACUUUGUGAAGAAGUUUAUCCAGACUCAGAUGUUUGACCUGUUCAUCCAGGAGGUGGAGCAACAGCAGACUGGACCGCAGCAGGGAAUAUUUCACCAAAAAAUUGUGGAAUACCAGGAUAAGAAGAAAAAGGAAAAGACCAAGAAACACUAGUUCUCACAUUGACUGUAUAUAAUUGAGUACAUAGUUAAUGAAUGUUGCACUGUUUUUAUUUGUCAUUUUUUGUUAAAUACUUUUGUGCAAAGAUACUAUAUUGCUGCUACUUAGUCGAAACACUGUUUUACAGUCUAAUACUGGUGAGCAGGAAAUAAUUUCAAUCGAAUAAAGAGUAGUGUUUUUUUUAAGUCCA
Messenger RNA from Syngnathoides biaculeatus (alligator pipefish), 2046 nucleotides. It is a transcript of the gene dennd2da, whose product is annotated as DENN/MADD domain containing 2Da. Lineage: Eukaryota; Metazoa; Chordata; Actinopteri; Syngnathiformes; Syngnathidae. Gene Ontology annotation, cellular component: nucleoplasm; cytosol. The record is from RefSeq and is a predicted model, not a curated record. Bases 348 to 1850 code for a protein of 500 amino acids. The transcript is spliced from 13 exons.